Microplitis demolitor is the source of this 3567-nucleotide messenger RNA. Its product is annotated as vesicular glutamate transporter 1. Gene Ontology annotation, cellular component: plasma membrane. The transcript has 7 exons. The record is from RefSeq and is a predicted model, not a curated record. The coding region runs from base 574 to 2052 and encodes 492 amino acids. NCBI's taxonomy places the organism in Eukaryota, Metazoa, Arthropoda, Insecta, Hymenoptera, Braconidae. Gene Ontology annotation, molecular function: transmembrane transporter activity. Gene Ontology annotation, biological process: transmembrane transport; monoatomic anion transport.
AGAUCGUAGUAGAAGCUUGAGUUGGCUUGUGUCCAACUCCAGUAUCAUUCAACACACUGUGACGUUGCAACGCACUUUUAAAUUUAUUCAAACUGUUCCAGGUUUUGAAGAAAGUUUUUACUGAAAAUUACUUAAAUUAUUAACAUUAAGUACAGAACUUGUACUUAUCAUCUGGCUAAAAUAUUGUGUACAAGGUGCAAGUGAUUGCUUACAACGAAACAACAAAUAAGCGGCGAUAAAAAAUUAUUAAAAUUAAUCAGCUGCAUUAGUUUUAAUAUUAAUGCAAAAGUCGUUGCAAGUGUCGGGAAUAAAAUAGUAAAGUGUGAUGAGCAUUCAGCGGUAUGACGCAACAUAAGUUCAAAUAAUCAUUGCUAUCACUACAGACUGAUUUAACUCAGUAAACCGGAUACCGUUGUCAGUACAACAUUAAAGGGAAAAUAAUAACGGUCUCUUGUCAAUACAAUUUGGUUUAAUUUCAUAGUAUUGUUAUUGUGCUGUGUUAUUAUCUAAAGUUGUUUAAAAAAAAAUAAAUAAAUAAUUAAACUUUGCCAUUAGUAAACUAGGAAUUAAAAAAUGGCCUGGCUAAAUGACAGGAUACCCAAAAGGGCAAUCCUCGGAGUUUUGAUGUUUUUAGCAUGUAUGUUCUCAUAUGUAAUUCGUACAAAUUUAUCAAUUGCUAUUGUGGCGAUGGUGUCGGUGAAAAAAGGUCGCAAAGGUCCAUUUUGUACUGAUUUAUUACUCAAUUCAACGAAACCAAAUAUACCAGACAUCGAUGAAAGAUAUCCAUGGAGUCAACAGAUUCAAGGAGUAGUUUUAUCUGCUUAUUUUGUUGGUCCUUUAUUAUCAAGUGUUCCAUCAGGAAUGUUAGCUGAAAAAUUCGGAGGUGCCCGAGUUGUUGCAUAUGCGACUUUGAUACCAGCAUUGCUGAAUCUUUUAAUGCCAGUUGCUGCCGGUUGGCAUUGGUCUGUAGUUGUUGUACUGCGAUUCUUAAUGGGUUUCUCUGGUUCUGCAGUAUAUCCAGCAUUACAUGCAAUGAUAGCACGAUGGGCUCCUCCAGUUGAAAAGGGAAGAUUUGUCUGGACAAUGCAGGGCGGCCCAUUUGGUGCAUUUGUAACAUUCACUCUCUGCUCAUUGAUAAUAAGCGCACUGGGUUGGAAAGCCGCAUUUUACAUCACAAGUGGUGGGAUGCUCGCGUUCUGGCUUCUGUGGGUUUGGCUGGCUUACGAUACACCGGACGUUCAUCCCACAAUAACAGAAAAUGAAAGAUCUUACAUUAGAGAGCAAAUAGGAACGUCUGUUAGCAAACAAAAAUUAGCGUUGCCAGUCGCUGCGAUGGCUAAAUCUCCACCAUUUUUGGUUUUACUAUGGGCACAUUUUGGCAACAUGUGGGGAAUUUAUUUCCUGUCAUCAAACGGUCCAAAGUACACCUUGGAAAUUUUAGGAUUAGACAUGAGUUCAGGUGGAUUUCUUACUGGGUUACCAUACAUCGCUCGAUUGGGUGCAGGUGCUAUGUUUGCAGCUUUUGGUGAUUUUAUAAGAAAACGUAACAUUUUGUCAGUACUGUGGAUAAGAAAAUUAUUCAUGAUAUUUUCUCACGUGGGUCCGGGAGUUUCUUUACUUAUUAUGACUUACGUUGAAUGCAAUGCUUUUGCCGCAAUUGCUAUGAUGAUAUUGGCACUGGCACUAAAUGGAGCUGCUUGUCAAACAAGUCUACAAAAUCAUCAAGACCUUGCUCCUAAUUUCGCUGGGUCACUUUAUGGAGUCAUGAAUGUCUUUGGUAGUGUACCCGGUUUUAUUAUUCCUGCUGCUGUUGGCGCGCUGACGAAUCAUCAUAAUGGUGUUGACGAAUGGCGCUGGAUGUUCUGGAUCUCUGCGAUUGUAUUUUUCUCGGCGACUGUCUUGUUCUGGAUCUUCGGAUCUGCGAGCAUUCAGCCCUGGAAUGACACCAGUAAAAUAGUCAGCUUAAAUAAUCCUGAUGAAGAGAAAAAAAUAAAUGAAGUUAAUGGUAAAGAAAUUGUUCAGAGUGAUGAGGAAGAAAAUGAACGAUUGUAAAAUUAAAUAUUCAUUUAAAUAUCACAGGUAUUAUUAUUAAUGAUGCAAAACUAUGUUUUUUUUUUUUUAACAUAAAUUUAAAAAUUUUUAAAUUUCAUUUCUAAAUUAUCCAAUAAAAAUAUCAUGUGCGCUAAUUAUUUUCAGUUUUUUUUUUUUUUAACAAUUCAUUCAAUUAUUCAAUUGAAUAAAUAAUGACAUAAAAAUUGAUUUUGAUUUUUAUAUUAAAUUAAUAACUUAAUGUUAUUAUCGGAAUUAAUUAUUAAUAGAGAUGUGCGAUUUUUAUUCAACUAAUUUUUUUAAAAUAAUUUAGAUUUUUUUUUUAAUUAUAAAAUUUACGGAUACUUUUGAUGCUGACAAAUAAUUCAAAUUUUUUUCAAUAAUUAGAAAAUUUAUAAAUAGUUAAAAAAAUGCCAAUUAUUUAAAAAUUUGAAUUUCAAACGAAACCACACUAAAAAAUUUGAGGAGUAUAUAGGUGCAAUUUUUCUGAAUAUUUUUUUUUUUAUAAUUUAUGGUUUAUAAAAAGGUUCAAAAAUUAUUAGACGUCGGCUAACUUUACCAUCAUUUUAAUAUUAAAACUCCGAUUCAAAUAAAAUUCGUAAUCACUUUGAAUUCACUCCCGAUUUUUUACAGUAAUAUUUUUCUAAACACAAAAAAUCUGUACACAAAAAAAAAAAAGAAUUUCUUGGUGCAAGAAUUCAAAAAAUUGUUUUUUUGCUUUGAGAAAAUUUUAGUUUUCAAUUUAUAAUUCAAAAAAUUUAUUGGAGGCAAUUAAAAAUUUUUGCGUCAAGAAAUCAUUUAUUUUUGUGUAACGUUGAAUGAUUUGCACAUCUCUACAUGAUAAGUAUAAACACAAUUUUUCAUUAAAAGAAAAAAAUAUUGUCAUAUUUUUACAAUAAAUAUGUGCGAGCUAUUAAUCUGUACACUGUCAGACUGCUCAGAUCUUUGUGAUUGUGAGAAAUAAAAAACAAAAAUAUCAAAGAUGAACAAAAAAACAAAUAAAUUACUUCACUAAUGAAUGUGAGCAGCUACAAUAAUUACAAUUACAAGACUGCAGUAGAUAUAAUUUAUGUUUAUUAAAAACAUGAUAUUUAACAACAACAAAAAAACUUUAAUGCCAUUUAUGUAAAUAAUAAAAUAUAUUUCACUACACUAGUUUCAGUUUAGCAAAAGUAUUGAAUCAAAAUAAUCGACACAUUUUAAGAGCAUUUAGUUGAAUAAUUUAAUUCUAUAAAUUUUUAAAAAUUAAAUAUUUUCUAAAUGAAAUUUAUUUUUAUAAUUGUGAGUAUUUAAAUUAAAUAAAUCUCAUAUAAAUAACAGAUUAUAGUUUUUUUAUGGAUGAGUGACAUAUUUUUUUAAUGAAAUUUAUGAAAUAAACAAUUAUGUGGUUGUUUGUUUACCGAAUAUACUCUAAAGUUAUAAGAUCUUAUAAAUAACUUGCAUUUAAAGUAUUAAUCACUAUGUUUAUUUAUAAGCAGAAAAUAUUGUGAAAUAAACUUAAUUUUAAUGUUAUCUUGA